GAGCGCCCCGAGAGAGGAGCGCUCCCCACACCGUCCUCUAAUUCCCGAGCACACAGAGGCCGAUUUAGAACAGGGCGUCGAACGCCAUUACAAAAAGCUUGGAGAUAUCGAGAGAGAGGACAAAACGGGGUUGGGAAGAGUCGGGAAGAGCUGUGUGUAGAGAGAGGAAGAGGCCACUGGUUAGUGAGGAUCGAGUGGUAGCCUGGCGAUCGCCGGAGGGAUGACGACACCGGCGGCGGCCGCGGCGGCGCCGGAGGUCGCGGCGAGGGAUGCGGUGAUCGGGUGGUACCGCGGCGAGUUCGCGGCCGCGAACGCGGUGAUCGACGCGCUGUGCGGCCACCUGACGCAGAUCGGCGGCGGGGCCGAGUACGACGCCGUCUUCGCCGCGCUCCACCGCCGCCGCCUCAACUGGUUCCCCGUCCUCCACAUGCAGAAGUUCUACUCCGUUGCCGACGUCGCCGCGGAGCUACGCCGAGUCGCCGAGGCCCGCGCCGCGGCCUACUCCGAGGAGGAAGCCGCGUCCACGGUGAUCCACGAGCCCAUGGAAGAGCUCGUCGCCAUCGCCGUCGCCCCCGAGCCCGAGCCCGAGCCGGAGCACGAACACGAGCCGAUUCCGCAGGAUCCGGCAACAUCGGAAGUGCAGCCUCACGGCGCCGUCGAUGCGGACCAGGAGCCAGACGGGGAAGAUUCCUCCGGAGAUUCGUCAGAGCGGAAGGCCUCCACGGAAGACGACGCCGUUCCUGACGGACCAGAUCAUACCGAUCAAGGAUCUCAAGGCGAGCACAGCUUACCAGAGAGCUACCCCAUCUGCUCUGACCACGAGGAGUGCCUUGCCCGCCCUGAGAGGAUCAAGAUCCAGAAAGGUUUCAUGGCGAAGGAAUCCGUGAAGGGGCACAUGGUUAAUGUUGUGAAAGGGUUGAAGAUAUACGAAGACGUGUUCACAACAUCGGAGAUCAUGAAGGUUUCUGAUUUCAUCAACGAAAUUCGUCAGGCUGGGAGAAAUGGGGAACUUUCAGGCGAAACUUUCAUAUUCUUCAACAAGCAGAUGAAAGGGAACAAGAGGGAGAUCAUUCAGCUCGGUGUCCCCUUAUUUCAACACACCACAGAGGAAACCAAUUGUCAUAUUGAACCAAUCCCACUUGUUCUGCAGGCUGUCAUUGAUCACCUUGUUCUUUGGCGCUUAAUACCAGAAAGCAGGAAACCGAACAGUGUCAUCAUCAACUUCUUUGAUGAGGAUGAACAUUCGCAGCCCUACUUCAAGCCUCCCCAUCUCGACAACCCCAUUUCCACUCUCCUGCUGUCUGAAACCUCGAUGGCAUUUGGAAGGUCACUUGUCACCGACAGCAAUGGCAACUACAAGGGACCCCUCACACUCUCACUGAAGCAAGGGUCACUGCUAGUGAUGCGCGGGAACAGCGCGGACAUGGCCCGCCACGUCGUGUGCCCGUCGUCCAACCGGCGCGUGAGCAUCACGUUCGUGAGGGUGAGGCCUUCGACGCCGGUGGACCUCAGCCCUCUCCCGUCGCCCACCAAGGCCAUGACGCUCUGGCAGCCACCACCAACCGCGGCGUCUCCCGGCAUGCAGCAGAAACCGCCGAGUCACGGCGGCGCCGCGAUCAUCGGAUACGGCCCGGCGCCGCAGGCCAUGCUCGCCCCGGCGUGGGGCAUGGCCGUGCGGGCGGCGCCCGUGAUGAUGGUGGCGCCCGCGAGGCCCAUGGUGAUGGCACCCUCCAGCAACAUCAACAAGAGGAUGGGCCGCGGCGGCACCGGCGUGUUCCUGCCGUGGACGGUCGGGCCCAAGAGGUACAACAAGCACCUCCCGCCGCGCAUCCAGAAGCGCCGGUUCUCGGCGAUGAUGUCGCCCAUAGAGGCGCAGGGCUGAAACGCCGGGCCUUUUCGUCAUCUCGCCGCGGGGCGUAGUCUCGUUCGAUCUCGUAGGCCGUAUAUCUCCGGUUCGUGGAGCGGGCAUUUCUUCUUCUUUUCUUCUUCCGAUGGAGGCAAAAAGUUCGGAAACGCACGGGCAUGCAGUGUGUGUGUCUGCCCUCCCCUGUGUAUUUUGUUUGGUGACUCUCGUCGUUGUCGUCGUCAUCUUGCCAAGUGUUGCUGCUGUUUUUCUUUCUUGUUGGGUUUGGUCUGCCUGUAAUUUAGUUGAGUUUGUGGACUUGUGAGUAGCACAGGUCAAAGCGGUAGUAGAAAUAUGAUUAGGGAUAGGUGAGAUCAGAAUCAAUCAGACUUUUUUGUUUCCUUUUCUCAUGUGGUUCCGAGAAAGAAAUGGAUGGAUCGGUAUUGCCGUACAUGUUCGACUGAGUUUAAUUUCAGGUCUACAUUGAUGUAUGUAAACGAUGCAUUUUGUGUGGCUCA
Messenger RNA from Brachypodium distachyon (stiff brome), 2361 nucleotides. RefSeq lists its product as uncharacterized. Gene Ontology annotation, biological process: mRNA catabolic process. Bases 221 to 1882 code for a protein of 553 amino acids. Lineage: Eukaryota; Viridiplantae; Streptophyta; Magnoliopsida; Poales; Poaceae. Gene Ontology annotation, molecular function: demethylase activity; mRNA binding. The record is from RefSeq and is a predicted model, not a curated record. The transcript has 7 exons.